Messenger RNA from Terrapene triunguis (Three-toed box turtle), 2510 nucleotides. RefSeq names its product spindle and centriole associated protein 1 (gene SPICE1). Lineage: Eukaryota; Metazoa; Chordata; Testudines; Emydidae. The record is from RefSeq and is a predicted model, not a curated record. The coding region runs from base 15 to 2471 and encodes 818 amino acids. Gene Ontology annotation, biological process: regulation of centriole replication; mitotic spindle assembly; metaphase chromosome alignment. The transcript has 17 exons. Gene Ontology annotation, cellular component: spindle; centriole; centrosome.
UGCACGGCCCCGCGAUGUCCCUGGUGCGGGUGACGCGGCCCCGCGCCCCGGGGAAGAAGCCGCCGAAGGCGAAGAAGAAGCCGCCGCCCAAGCGGGACUGGGACAGCACUGUCCAUGAUUUAACAGUGCAUCGUGCAACUCCUGAAGACAUGGUGCGCCGUCAUGAGAUACACAAGUCAAAGAACAAAGCACUGGUGCAUGUGGAGCUACAAGAGAGAGCAUUGAAGAGAAAAUGGAAGAAGCAGAGGCAGGGGGCUCCUGAUUCCCUAGAGAAAAGGAAGCUGGCCCUCAUGCGAGAGCUACUGCAGAACACUGGUUUCCCUAAUGUAACAAUGGCUCCUCAUUGUGACCUGGAAUCCUCUCAAGGUCCCAUUGUACAAAAAAGUGAUCCUCCCACACAGCUUUCCAUCCUUAGUGAAUCUAUCAUGGAUCCCCAGGCUCUCAAUGAAGUAGAAGGGGAAGAUUCCUCCAACUGUCAAUCAGAGGACAGUGUGAAUGAACAGGAUGUGUCUUUGCACUUCAAGUCCAACAUUGACACAAACAGGCUACUCCACUUACUGAAAGAAGAAAAUGCUGCUGGAGCUUCCCAGCUAUGGGCUGAGAAGCAACUGAGAACACCUACUCCAUCACAGAAAGCAAAUGUAGCUGUGACUCCAACAACUGCUUUGCCAUCAUCAGGAGCUGCAGCCCUCAAUGCUACCAGAGUAGUCCAGAGAGUCCAUUCAAGGCUUCAGAAUGAAGAUGAAGAACAGACUUCAGAUUCCUCUUACACUGUGAGACAAGUGCUGAACCCAAACCUAAGAAAGCAAAAGCAAGUUUCAACAAAAGUGAAAAGAAAUCAUACUGCACAGAUGGCUUCCAAACAGAGAAGAAAUGAUUCUCUUGCUAAUGCAGUUUCCUUCAAACUCCCAAGUGGCAAUAAAUCCAGCUUGGAUGUCCUGAAUCGCAUGAUUCACGAAGUGGAGCAUGAAAUGGAGGAAUAUGAGCAAUGGACAGGCCGUGAGGUACAGAGAAUGCAAAACGGUCAUGGCCUCACAGGGUUCACUGUGUCACUGGUGAACACACUCUGUCGUCUGAUGCGCUACCUCAAGGAGAGUGAGAUGCAGCUGCGUCAGGAAGCAACGAUGAGGCAGCAGCUUGAGGAGAUGCUGAAUGAACACAGAGCACUGAUUGAUGCUCUGACAACUGAAAUCCUUCUGGUCAGAGAAGAAAAUGCUGCCAUACAGAAAAGACUUCAGCAAUAUACGGUGGUAACAGAUGAACAGUUGAUUUCACUCACUCAAGCAUUCAAAAGCCUCCCUGUAACAGAUCCUAACAGAGGGCGAAGUCCAACAGAUGUUGGAGUUGCAGUCAACAGUCAAGAGAAGCCUGUAUUAUACUCCACUAUGCCCAGUACCGAUAUUUUCAGAAGGGAAAACACACUUGUAUUCUCACAGGAGGAGCUGCCUGUGAAACUUCCCCAGUGGUCAAGUCCCCCAGACACUGUAGUGGCAGGCAGCAGUUUGCCAGCUCAUAUGUUCCAGCCAGCUGUAUUGUUAUCUCCGCCUAGACAGAAAAGUAUCCAGGAAUUCUCUCCUCUUCAGAAUGCAUUGAAGAAGACAGUUCAAACAUAUCCUGCAUCCCACAUCUCUCCAUCUAUGGAAACCACUGUGAGAGAGCCAAACUGGCAAAAGAGCUCAUCUUCCUCUGUGGGAACUCAGAACACAAAUGAAGAGAAUCGUCUCCUCGCCCAGAGGUGGCGAAUUCCUCCUACGCACAAAGACUUGGAGAGUUCUUUACUGUCAGAUGGUCAGCAAGGAAGAAGCACCUUGUCCCCACUGGACAGAUGCGCCAUUGCUGGCUCUGAAGACGAGCAGAAGCCCAGUGCACCUGAGGAGCACACUCAAAGCAAUGAUCUGUUAGGACAGAUAGCUGAGCUAACACUGCAGAACUCUGUUAUCAAAGCUCAGCUGAGCAAAUUCAGAGACCGUUCUCAAGAGGCAGGGGAUGGCCUGCAUCAGCCAGUUACAAAGCAAAAUAUGAACCCUAGUUUAGGAUCGGCCAUGCAGGGACAGACUUUGCCAGAAGUACCAAAGAGCUUGGAGGAACGAAUAGCAGAGCUGAACCGCCAAAGUGCAGAAGCCCGUGGUAAACUGCUGCAGCUGAUAGACCAGCAAAAAUUGGCCACUGUCAACCCUCUCUCUCCACCAGUAUCGCCUGUUUUACCUCCCCCCAUAAAUUGGACUGAAAAUGAAAAGAGGACAAUUGAGGUGUCUGUUCCAGUGGCAGAAACUAUGGACCGCUCCAAAGGAGAUACUCCUUCCCCUGCCAGUGGGACCAGCGUAAGAAGAUCUACGGGUGCUUCUAGCAAGACUUGUUCUCCAUUAAGUACCACUUCGGGAAGUAUGAAAUUGACACCUGUCAAUCAGAGGACAAAGGUGGAGAGGCAAAGAGAAGAAGGCUGGUUUGCACUAUCAAUGCAUAUCAUGUAACUGAAGCUGAAUCACAUAGACUUUAUUUUUUAUAUAUAU